Messenger RNA from Cicer arietinum (chickpea), 2165 nucleotides. Its product is annotated as protein DETOXIFICATION 43-like. NCBI's taxonomy places the organism in Eukaryota, Viridiplantae, Streptophyta, Magnoliopsida, Fabales, Fabaceae. Gene Ontology annotation, cellular component: membrane. The record is from RefSeq and is a predicted model, not a curated record. Gene Ontology annotation, molecular function: xenobiotic transmembrane transporter activity; antiporter activity; citrate transmembrane transporter activity. Gene Ontology annotation, biological process: transmembrane transport.
GUGGGAUAGGUUUUCUAUGCAACAAGAGUGUUUGGCCUUUGUGAGGGAGAAGAAUUGAAAGGUUAGUGGUCACCUACUUGCAUUCACUCUCUCUCCAAGGUCAAGAAUCAAACAUUAAGAUCAGACAGAUUGGUCAGAUUUGGCUUAUUCUCAAGGGACUUUCCUUUGCACUAUCCUCUUCUUGAUUGAGUUGUUAUCUAAGAUUUAAGAUAUCAUGGACGAUAAUGGUACCUCAAAUAAUGCACUCAAGAACAAGUGGAUGUUGCCUCUAUCAGUUUUCUUCAAAGAUGCAAGACUUGUAUUCAAGAUGGACUCUCUAGCUAAGGAGUUACUUGGGAUUGCAUUCCCAUCUGCACUUGCUGUUGCUGCUGACCCAAUUGCUUCUCUUAUAGACACAGCAUUCAUAGGCCACUUGGGGCCGGUCGAACUUGCGGCAGCAGGAGUUUCCAUUGCUUUGUUCAACCAAGCUUCAAGGAUUACCAUUUUUCCUCUGGUCAGUAUUACAACUUCCUUUGUAGCUGAAGAAGAUACUAUUAAUAAAAUCAAUAUCAGAGCAGCAGAAAAGCAAUUCAAUGAUAGUAUUAAGACCAAGUCCAUUGAAAUAAUGCCUGGUGAUCAUUUGCUUCAAGACAUAGAAGCAGGUGAAUCCAAAUUGAAUACUGAGGAAAAGAAUGGUACCUUGAAAAAUGAAACAAAAAAUGGAGAUGAUACCAAUUCAAAUACAAGCAAGUCUUCUAUUGUUACUAGUAAUAGAAACAAGAGUGAGUCAAAACCUAUAAGGAAGAAGAUGCACAUUGCUUCAGCAUCUACAGCAUUGCUUUUUGGCACAUUCCUUGGACUUAUUCAAACUGCAACCCUUAUAUUUGCAACUAAACCUCUUUUAGGUGCAAUGGGUUUGAAAUAUGAUUCUCCUAUGCUUAUUCCAGCUGUUAAGUACUUGAGGUUGAGAGCCAUAGGUGCUCCUGCAGUGCUUCUCUCUUUGGCCAUGCAAGGAAUCUUUAGAGGGUUCAAAGACACAACAACUCCUUUAUAUGUCAUAGUUUCCGGGUAUGCAUUGAAUGUUGCUAUGGAUCCACUGCUUAUAUUUUACUUCAAAUUGGGUAUCAAAGGUGCAGCAAUUUCACAUGUGCUCUCUCAGUACAUUAUGGCAUUUUUCCUCUUGUUGAUAUUGAUGAGAAAAGUGGAUCUCCUACCUCCAAGCAUGAAGGAUUUGCAGAUUUUCAGGUUUCUUAAAAAUGGUGGUCUAUUGUUGGCCAGAGUAAUAGCAGUGACAUUCUGUGUGACAUUAUCAGCCUCAUUAGCAGCAAGGUUAGGACCAAUUCCAAUGGCUGCAUUCCAAACCUGCCUUCAAGUUUGGAUGACAUCAUCCCUUCUUGCUGAUGGUUUAGCUGUUGCAAUCCAGGCAAUUUUAGCAUGUUCUUUUGCUGAGAAAGACUAUAAUAAAGUGACUGCUGCUGCAACAAGGGUACUGCAAAUGAGUUUUGUUUUAGGAGUAGGACUCUCUUUUGUGGUUGGAGGUGGAUUGUUCUUUGGAGCUGGAGUAUUUUCCAAAAAUGUUGAUGUUAUUCACCUAAUCAGACUAGGCAUCCCGUUUGUUGCUGCUACACAACCAAUCAAUUCAUUAGCCUUUGUCUUUGAUGGUGUCAACUAUGGAGCUUCUGAUUUUGCUUAUUCUGCAUACUCCUUGGUCAUGGUCUCAUUAGCAAGUGUUACUUCUUUAUUCUUUCUCUACAAGUCUAAGGGUUUUAUUGGUAUCUGGAUUGCACUAACUAUCUACAUGAGUCUUCGCAUGAUUGCUGGUAUAUGGAGGAUGGGAACAGGAACAGGACCCUGGCGUUUUCUGAGAGGCCACUCUAUGUCUUGAAGAUAUCACACAAAAAUAAAUUUCAUUGUGUAGCAUUACGUUUUAUAAUCACUUUUCAUCAUUUAAAAUCAAUUGUCUGAUUUUUUGGACAUGCUUAUCCUCUCUAAUAUUGUCAUAGUCAUGGAAUGCUCCAUUUAUACGUGCUAGUGCUAUAUACAGUAUUGUUAUCUCGAGUUUUUUUCCCGCGUGAUGUAUCAUCAAUGUGAUUUUGUUGUACUUUGAAGAUUAUUCUUCCAGCUGUCAGUAUGUAAACUCAAAUGUAUAAUGAAAAUAAAUUUCCUUGCCACCAUUUAAAGUUCAA